AUGCCCCCAAAGCCCAAGAAGAGGAGCGCGAAAGCGCCAGCGCCACUCGUCGACCCAGAUAUAGCUGACGCUCUGGUUGCAUGCAAAGAAGCAAAGAUAGCUACCAGAAGGCUGAAUGAGAUGAGGGAGGGCGACCCGGGAGUGGAGCAACAAACAGCAAAGGCGGCAGCGGCACAGAGGAGUCUCAUAUUAGCUGGCACCAAUUUGGCGACGCGACUACUCAUCCAACGGCCAAGCCUCCCAGAAGAGAGUCAUGAGGUACAGGUGGCACUGCUGGAACUUAACCAUCUCGUGCAACAGUAUCGAAAGGCCGAGACAGACCUUGCGAGAACACAGUGUACUCAGCUCAUGCAGAAGGUUGCCAAGUCUCUUGUGGAGGCUGGUACCAAGGACGGUCGGUUCCAGGUGGGCAAGUCAUGGGUUCCAUCUGUCAAGGAUGACGAGGAGGGGCAGAAUCAGCGCAUGUAUGAUCAUAUUGAGCCUAUCGCCAACGAUGAUGAGCCGGACGAAGACGCUUUCGUACCGUACCGGGAACCACGAAAACCGAAGACACAGACGUUCGUAAACCCCGACGGUACUAUCAUGUCCGGGGAUUUGGAAACCAGGCAAGCCAUAGCGGAGGACAAAAGGAAGACUGGCAAUGACGAGGAGAUGGCGGAUGUCGAGGAGCACAGCAAGGAGCACGGCCAUGGCGACCACGAAGACGCACACAGCGAUGUCGAUGUCGAGGCGGGUAGCCAAGAAUCAGAUCCAUCCGUCCACCCCGAAGGCGACACCAGCUCAUCUACUGUUGGACGAGGGGGACAGGAACAACAAGGAGGAUCUCUCGCCGCAUGGAGGCAGCCUCUGUCAGAGGUGGGAGCUUUGUGCUCAGUCUGCGACCUCUGCAAGCCUGUGAGCUCCUUCCGACUUCUGUGGCGUGGAAUGGGCGAAUGCUUUGAGUGUGAGGCGAAAGGGGAUGCAAGACUUAGAAGCAAGGAUUAG
Messenger RNA from Alternaria burnsii, 984 nucleotides. RefSeq lists its product as uncharacterized. The transcript is spliced from 2 exons. The coding region runs from base 1 to 984 and encodes 327 amino acids. The record is from RefSeq and is a predicted model, not a curated record. NCBI's taxonomy places the organism in Eukaryota, Fungi, Ascomycota, Dothideomycetes, Pleosporales, Pleosporaceae.